AUGGCUGUGGGAAAUCUGUCCAGUGUAACUGAAUUCAUAUUCACGGGUAUCACCAGUGAUCAAAAGUUGCCACAUUUCCUUUUCAUUCUGUUCUUGCUUAUAUAUCUUAUUACUGUUUUUGGAAACACUGCUAUCAUAUUAACUAUAAUAAUGAUUAAUGACUUGCACAACCCAAUGUAUUUCUUUCUUAGCAAUUUGUCUUUCUCAGAUCUUUGUUUCUGUUCUGCUGUGACUCCUAAAAUGUUGUAUGAUUUGAUUUCUGAAAGGAAGCUCAUCACUUUUAUUGGCUGUUUGCUUCAACUAUUUUUCUUUGCUUUGUUUGCAACCACAGAGGGCUAUUUAUUAUCUACCAUGGCUUAUGACCGCUUUGUUGCAAUAUGUCACCCUCUUCUCUAUGUGGUUAUCAUGAAUAGGAGAACGAGGAUAGUCCUCCUGACUGUUGUUGUGUAUUUUGGUGGACUUGUCACGGCUGGGAUUCACACAAGUAGCACAUUUAGUUUGACUUUUUGUGGCUCGAAUGUAAUCAAUCACUUCUACUGUGACAUUAAUCCCCUGAUGGCACUCUCAUGUUCUGAUACGUACAUGAAUAAGACAAUCAUAUUUGCAGCAGUUACCUUAUUCUCAUACGUCUACAUAUUUUUCACCAUAAUGAACAUCCGCUCAUUGGAGGGAAGACACAAAGCAUUUUCUACAUGUAGCUCCCAUCUGUUAUGUGUUGCCUUGUUUUAUGGAACAGUUUUUUUCAUGUAUCUACGUCCAGCUUCCAGCUAUUCUGUUACCCAAGAAAAAAGUGGUAUCAAUCUUUUACACUAUGAUUAUACCAAUGAUGAAUCCAAUCAUCUAUAG
Molecule: messenger RNA, 846 nt
Organism: Staurois parvus
Lineage: Eukaryota; Metazoa; Chordata; Amphibia; Anura; Ranidae
Source: the annotation of a GenBank genome assembly